Molecule: messenger RNA, 1128 nt
Organism: Hyla sarda
Lineage: Eukaryota; Metazoa; Chordata; Amphibia; Anura; Hylidae
Gene: PSME3IP1
Product: proteasome activator subunit 3 interacting protein 1
Exons: 7
Coding region: 160-918 (252 amino acids)
Cellular component (GO): nucleus
Source: RefSeq, a predicted model, not a curated record
GUCUAUAGACAGGCGAUCUUUCAUUGGCUCUUGGCUAAUGUCAGGGGUGUGUGUGAUUGGAUGGAGCAGUGUAGUAAGCUCAGUGUUGAUUGGGUCGGGCCGCUGUCGGCUCUACAGUAGCUUUUGUGAGCUGAGCGAAGAAAGACAGUGGUGUUCAGAAUGGACGGACAUGAAGGGGAUUUUGUAAUUAACAAAAAGUUUGUAACUGAAUCGGAAAUAGAGGAAAAACGAAAGAAGAGGCAGGAAGAAUGGGAAAAAGUGCGGAAGCCAGAUGACCCAGAAGAGUGUCCAGAGGAAGUAUAUGACCCAAGAUCUUUAUAUGAGAAGCUUCAGGAACAGAAAGAAAAGAAACAACAGGAAUAUGAAGAACAGUUUAAAUUCAAAAAUAUGGUCCGUGGUCUUGAUGAAGAUGAAACACACUUUCUUGAUGAAGUUUCAAGAAAACAGGAGUUGCUGGAGAAGCAAAGGAGGGAGGAAGAAAAGAAAGAGUUGAAUGAAUUCAGAAAUGCCCGGAACAUAGCUGCCACAUCCACAGAGCAUAAGAAGACUGAUUCUGACAAGAAGCCAUUGACAAAGCUCCCUGAAAACAAAAAUAAGUUUUCUCAGUCCAAAUUGCUGGCAGGGGCAGUUCGGCACAAGAGUAAUUCUGAAAGCUCCAGUGCAAAGAAAUUAAAACUUGAACAGGAACACGAUAAGUUGAAAGAAAGUCAUUCUAGCUCUGUCGGAAGCUCUUCUCUCACCGGUUCCCGAGUUCAUUGUCCUUCAGCCUCCAUUUGUAUUGGAAUCUUACCGGGUCUAGGAGCCUAUUCAGGAAGUAGUGACUCAGAGUCCAGCUCAGACAGUGAAGCCACAAUAAACAACAUGGGAAAGAUAGUCUCUUCCGUAUUUCGCUCAGGCACUUACCUUGAUGCACCUUAAAGUGCAUCCAUAAAUCAGGAAAAAAAUGAUCUCCGUAAGCCCAGCAGUGGAAGCAUCCACUUACAUGUAGAACAUGGACACAGUCGGGGCACAUAAACUGCAGAGUGCCCAGACCUCAUAUCCUUUUACUACCCAUGAUAACAUCUUUCUUUUGUGCAGUGCGUUUUUAAGCUUAAGAGCUUAUUGAAGCAAUUAAACUUGGUAAACCAA